GAAAUUGUCCCUUUUGUGACCAGUAGGGGGCCGCAACGUGGCUUUGUGGCGUUGAGUCGCACACAGAGGAAGUGGAAGACGCGGCCUUGGGGAGUCGCUCGAAGCGCCAUUUCACUCUUCAUUCAUUGGCGUCGAUUCUUUUUACUUGUACAGUGGAUCCACAGAGCGCCUGUAGUCAUGGUGAAAAUCUUUAUCGGCAAUUUGGCCUGCAACACCAGCGUCGAGGAGCUGCGGGGCCUCUUUGAGAAGUACGGCAAGGUCACAGAAUGCGACAUAGUCAAGAACUUUGGCUUUGUGCACAUGAGCCUCCUGUCCGAGGCCGAGGAGGCCAUCCGGAACCUCAACCAGCACCAGCUGAACGGCUGGCGCAUGAACGUGGAGCUGAGCAAGGGCAGGCCCAAGUCUAGCACCAAGCUGCACGUGGGCAACCUCGGCGAAGGGGUGACGGCGGACAUUUUGCAGGCUAAAUUUGAAGAGUUUGGCUCGGUUGUGGAAUGUGACGUAGUGAAGGACUAUGCCUUUGUUCACAUGGAACGAAUGGAGGAUGCCAUGGAUGCCAUUAAUAAGAUGGACAACACUGCCUUCAAAGGCAAACUGAUGAGCGUACAACUGUCCACCAGUCGGCUGCGCACGGCCCCGGGAAUGGGAGAUCAUACCGGCUGCUUUGUCUGCGGGAAACAUGGUCACUGGUCGAAAGACUGUCCAGUCGAUCGCAACAAUAGCCACGGUGACGACAUGAGAGGUUUCGGCGGCCGGGGCCCCCCACGCGGUCCCCCAGGUUUUGGCAGGGGCGGCUACGGAAUGGCCGGCGCACCCCCUAAUUUCAUGGCUGGCGCGUUUAAUCGGGCUAGUUAUGGCGGCGGAAUGCCGCCGCCGCCGCCGCCCCCCCCUCCUCGGAGGCCCGGCUCUGAGGUGGGGGAUCGGUAUGGUGAGAGGUCUUCAGUUUACGACCGAGACCGGGUGCACACUAGUGUUGAUUACUAUGAGAAGUACAGACCUCGCCCUUACGGCUCGAGUUAUUUCGAGGAGCGCCGCAUGUCCUAUCUGCCCCCUCCCCCUCCGCCCCCACCCCCUUCCGCCCUCUCGAAGUUCUCGGGCAUGGACCCGUACGAGCGGCAUCCGCCGCCAGCCGCGGCGGCCCCCGCUUCCGCUGCCGCUUACUAUGCGAGAGAGCACAACCCAAUCGGCCGGGUACCCGUCACGGCGGCGGGCUACGCGUAUGAGCGCAAGCGGCUAUCGCCCGUCCCCGCCGCCAGGGGGGGCUACAUGCCACGCUACGCGCCGUAUUAAAAGCACACGGUCUUGGACUGAGCAUCAUUUUGUCAAGCUUCCAGACUACGUGGUGCCACGUUCAGCUUUUUUUUUUUCCCCCUCUCCAUCAUGUCACAUUUACGUCUCAGUUUUGAUUUUUUUUUGUUUGUUUUAAUAUGUACUUUGGUUGCUUGUUUUGCGAGAUUUUCAGCUCGAAUUUUAGAAUUUUUUUUUUUUGGUUGCUGUAAACCUUUUCACUUGUUCACACGUCAAUGUGAGAUUUCUUCAUGCAUCACUUGUCAUCUAAAAAGUUGGCUUCUAUCCGACAACGUUUGUAUGUGAAUGCGGCGGAAGAGCCCACAAUUUAAUGUAGUCAUUUAUUUCAUGUAUCACUGAGUUUGUUUGCUUACUAAAAGCAGUUACGGAUGUUCAACUCAUCUGCUCGUGCUUUAUUACGCGUUUAUCCCAAAUUGUUUUUCAGUGAAGUCAUUUGCGUCCUGUCACAAAGUUCUUGUUUUCAUGCUGGAUCGAAAAGCCACGCUAAAACUAUCCCACUUUCUCGAAUAGCAGUGAUGACAAAUUAUGCUUAUAAAAACAUUCCGACCUCCCGUUUAUGACUACAUUGUGUGUAUGAAAGUAAAACAUUUUUAUAUCACUUUUUUGCCUUUCUGAAGUGACAGUUCUUUGAAAUAAAGUGUCGGAGUGAUGGCAAGGCAUGGAAUGUCA
This is a messenger RNA of Hippocampus zosterae (dwarf seahorse), 1977 nucleotides long. Its product is annotated as RNA-binding protein 4.1-like. Gene Ontology annotation, molecular function: mRNA binding; zinc ion binding. The record is from RefSeq and is a predicted model, not a curated record. NCBI's taxonomy places the organism in Eukaryota, Metazoa, Chordata, Actinopteri, Syngnathiformes, Syngnathidae. Gene Ontology annotation, cellular component: cytosol.